Molecule: messenger RNA, 2810 nt
Organism: Acyrthosiphon pisum (pea aphid)
Lineage: Eukaryota; Metazoa; Arthropoda; Insecta; Hemiptera; Aphididae
Product: dehydrogenase/reductase SDR family protein 7-like
Exons: 7
Coding region: 279-1220 (313 amino acids)
Cellular component (GO): membrane
Molecular function (GO): oxidoreductase activity
Source: RefSeq, a predicted model, not a curated record
UAACCACACUGUAGUACAAUAUUAGUAAUCACUGGUCGUCGUUAUCAGUUCAAACUUCGGUCUUCGAUUGCUCUUAUCCGAGAAAUAAAUAAAAAUUAAAUACACAUUUCAAAUUGAAUUUAUCAUCCCCCGUAGGAAAUUUGUUCGUUUGUAAGCAAUACAUUUAAACUAGUUUCAUUCCGGAUUGACUUUGAAACUCGACGUCGACAAGAUUCGCCACUUGGAGGAAAUUUAUUAUUUCAUAACUUCAAACAACUAAUAUUAAAAACACCACUGCGAUGUCGGACGCUCACGCCACUCCGAUGGCCUGGCAGUACGUUUGUUGUUCACUGCCAAUCUUAAUACCGAUGUCAGUUUACGUGCUUAAGAAGUGUUUCAACAACAGAUAUCGUACACUCAACUCUAAGGUUGUACUUAUUACAGGUGCCAGUUCCGGAUUAGGUGAGACAUUAGCGCAUGAGUUUUAUUCCCAUGGCUGUGCACUAAUUUUAACAGGACGUAGCAGCAACGAAUUAGAACGAGUCAAAAAUGAUUUAUUAAGCCGAAGUGAUAUUAAGAAUGUAAACAAACCAUGUAUUCUCGUCUUGGAUCUUAUUGACCAAUCAACAAUAGAAGUAGUUAGUCAAAAAGUUUUAGGAGUUUUUGGUCGCGUAGAUAUUCUCAUCAACAAUGCUGGCAUCAGCUAUAGAGGUAGAGCCGAGGCAACAAUGGCUGAAGUAGAUUAUAAAGUGAUGUUGGUAAACUAUUUUGGCCAAGUCGCUUUAACUAAAGCCAUAUUGCCUAGCAUGAUUCACCACAAAAGUGGACAUAUAAUAGCAAUUAGUAGUGUUCAAGGAAAAAUUGCUGUUCCAUUUAGAUCAGCUUAUACAGCAUCUAAACAUGCAUUACAAGCAUUUUUUGAUACUCUCAGAGCGGAAAUAUCACAUCAUAAGGUAAAAGUAACAGUUGUAAGCCCGGGGUACAUCCAAACAAAUUUGUCGUUGAAUGCAUUAACUGGAUCUGGAUCAAAAUAUGGUGUUAUGGAUGAAUCUACAAUGUCUGGAUACUCGGCUGAAUAUGUUGCUCAACGAAUAGUGGAUGCUGUUGUUAAUGAUGAACAAGAAGUCAUCAUUGCUCCAUUUUAUGCUCGCUUAGCAAUUGGUCUACGUUAUGUAUGGCCACGAUUUUAUUUUUGGAUUAUGAAAUGUAGGGCUGACCGGCAAGCUAGUCAGAAAAUGUAGGAUUCAAGGAUUCCCCGCCAUCAGACGGACGAGCGUCGGCUACAGCCCGUUAUCGUCGGCAUACGGGAAUCUCACAUUUGACAAACAGCCAGGUUUAGAGUUUAUUAAUUACCACCAUUUUUUUUCACACAAAUUAUAUUGCAAAUAAUAAGUUUAAUUAUAUUAUAAUUUAAGUGAUCUCCUUUUUUUUCUCAUAAAAUUAAUUUUUUUUAUUGUUGAUACAUUUUUGUUGCUUAAAAUGGUGCUUGUUUGUUACACAUUUUGUGUUCUUUUUUUAUUACAUUUAUGACAAUAUUUAUAUAAACUUUUACCACGUUUUUGUUUUUUAUAUAAUCAAUCACUAAUAAUUUACAUAUAAAUUUGAAUGACAACAGCGUAUCGACAAUUACAUUUUAGAAAUCUCAUAUAGCUCAUACAUAUAUUUAUAAGUAGUUCUUCUGAUUUCUGUCAAUUAUUUAUGUAUACUUAAUAGUGACUUGUUGAUAUAGUUAAACCUUAAGUACUGUUAAAUAUUUUUAGUUAUUUUUAGUAUAAUGUUUCAUUAGUCAGUUAAUAUUAGAUUGUAAAUUUAAAUGAUUAAGGAACUAUACCAUUGUAGACGAUAACUCAAUGUGUGCAUAUAUUUAUGAGGAUAAAUUUAGAUGUUUAUUGUUGUUUUUUUUUUUUUAAUGAGUAUUUGUAGCCUUAAAAAAUGUAGAUAUGUUAUAAUGGUAAACAAAACAAAUGAUUGAAACCUACAAUGAAAACUAGUGUACAUUCCCAUAUGUAAUUUUUACGCUUAACAUAUCUUAAAAAUAGACCCUAUGAAUUUAAUUCUUGUCUAGUUUUAAUGUUUUAAAAAUAUUAAUUGACGAACAACUCUCAGAUAGAAUAAAAUAAAUUAUGUAUGUGUAUAAAUGUAGGUUAUUUUAUUAUGUUUUAUUAUUGUCCAUGUUGCUUAUUUUGAAAAUAUCAAGCACAUAUAUAUACAUGUAACUUUAAAUCGUCCAUUGUUCUUAACAUCAAACAUUCAUUGUUUUAGAAAAAGUUUAUGUUAGGUGACAAAAGCUACACACACUAAAUUUAAUUUAUAUAUAGAAUGCAAUUUAUUAUGAUAUACAAUUUUUUAAUAUUGUUUUUCUAAACAUUAUAAUCUUACAACAAUAAAUCACAUACAAUAUUUUAUGUAGAUUGUAAAAUGUUAAGAAAUUUAUUUUGUGAUAUUUUAUCAGUCUAUUCAUAAAACAUUCAUGUUGAUUCAUGUCUGUCAAAAAAAAACUCCAGACAAUGGAAUUCGUAAUUUUGUUCAAUCAUAGAGCUAUACAAUAUGUAGCAAUAUAAUAUUGUGAAUAUACUUCCAAAAUGAGUAAUAUUUAAGUAUAUAGUAUGUUAUAUUCAUAGAAUACAACCUAACUUCAAUAGAUUUUUAAAAAUAUUACGUUCCGUUUGGCAUGCAACGUUCACCCUAAACCAUAGAACGUUUAUAGGUAGUUUUUAGAUAUUAGUUGAACCUUUAGAACAACCUUGUAUUAGAUGGAAAUUUAAAUUUAUUUGUUGCCUUUAAAAUGAAACCUAGUUUUCAUUUACAAAAUACAAGUAUUUAAAAUAUUA